UAGGAGGGCUGCAGUGAUAAGGACUGUCAUGCGCAGGAAUUCAAAUUUCCUUAUAUAUGCGUGGGAUUUCAGACAGACAGACAGCACGAGAUCUUGUUUUGGAAGUCAUGGGCUGUGUCUCUUCAAAACUGAAUGAGAGCAUUUCUAGGGGGGAAGAAGAAAUUAAGUACAGGGGAUUUGCUGGGCCAAAUCAUCUGGUCUGUCUCACUUCUACAACAUAUGGAGUUUUCAACAAUUCCUGCAACAGGGAGUCCCGAUCAAGUCCAGUGGAGGCAACGGAAGUUGUGGAGACUAUCAAUGCAUGGGAACUCAUGGAUGGGCUGGAAGAUGAAAGCCCUGGGCCUUCUCCUGCUGUGGAAAAGGGUUCUGAAAAAGUGGGUUCUUUGAAAAGGAGUGUUGAUGCCCUGGGUGGAAAUAGAAUGGGAAAAAGCUUGGGUGGUUCCACUUCCCCCAUGGGUCAGAAAAAGUUGGGGUUGGAUAAGGAGAAUGAGAGGCCUAAACAGGGCUUUGGGCCUGCAAAGCCCAAUGGGGUCAGCCCUGUUGCUCCUCUGAAAGAAAGAAGUUUUGUGGGCAAGGAGAAUUUUGGGCCAAGAGAUGGUCAGUAUAACAAUAUGGGUAGUGUUGAACUGGCACCUGAUAUUGUGGGUUCUACUGCACCCUGUGAUGAGCCCUUGCAUAAGGGUAGAAUAUCAUGUGAUGUGUUCUGGGAUUGUGUGGGUAAGGAGAAUUUUCAGCCCUCUGCAAAUGAGUACAGUGUGCCUAUUGGUGGACUGGCAUGUAAAAGCGUUGAUAGUGGGACUAGUCCACACUGUAGUGAGUACUCACAUAGGACUAAGGGCAGAAUUUCCCAUGGACCCCUUACAGAAUUGAGAAUAGAGAGCUCUAGGCAUUUUGAUUUUUGUGAUGGUAGUCUUAAGGAUUGCAUUGUGAGCAGCACUCCUUUGUUUGAUCCAGAGAUGCUGGCAUCUUUUGAGACCUCACUGGACAACUUUGAGGAAGAUAUAUUAGAUGAUGCUAACUCUAAAAGUGUACUUAAAAAGAGGGAUCCUUUGGAGAAAUAUGAAGAAAAAUGCCCCCCUGGAGGGCAGGACAGUGUUAUCCUGUAUACAACCACCCUUAGAGGGAUCAGGAAGACUUUUGAGGAUUGUAAUAAUGUUAGGUGUGUGCUUGAGAGCUACGGCAUCUGCUUCAUUGAGAGAGAUGUGUCUAUGCACUUGCUAUUCAGGAAUGAGCUGGAGAAAUUGAUGGGCUGGAUUGUUCCUGUCCCAAGGCUGUUCAUAAAGGGCAGGUACAUUGGGAGUGCAGGGGAGGUUCUGGAGCUUCAUGAGGAGGGCAGAUUGGGGGAGCUUCUAGAAGGAAUCCCAGCCGAUGAUGCACAAGGCAGGGCCUGUGAUGGGUGUGGUGGAGUGAGGUUUGUACCUUGCUUAGAAUGCAGUGGAAGCUGCAAGCUGCUUGAUGAGGAGGACAACACUAUGGUCAGGUGUCCAGAUUGCAAUGAGAAUGGGUUGAUUCAGUGCCCCAUUUGUUGUUGAUACAGAACGCAACUUUUUCAGAUUGUUGCAUUGGAGAUUGUGAAUGGGCACAAGAAAAAUCAAUGAGGCUGAUUUAGCUCAGGGAUCCAUGGUGCAAUAUAACAGCACCAAGAGGAUAUGGUUUCUCAAUUCAAUAUCUUUCACUCAUGAAUUUAGUUUUAACUAGACUGGGUGAUGUUAACAGUAGAACAGAUUUGAAAUUCAGGUUUGAUUACCAUAAGGCUUUCUCAGCAUAUUGGACUAACAGUACAGGGUUGCAGUGAGUAUAUUGUUUAUUGUAUUAGCAUAUGGUACUAAAGAUUGUUUGGUUUGGAAGUAGUAUCAGAUUUGGAAAUAUGGAACAUAGUGUAAGUAGGAUGGGCUCUAUUGCAUAUAAGUUUGGAUCACAACAGGUUCAUAUGACAAAAGCUAAUCCAGCAAGGGUUUCCAGUUUCAUAAAUUUUUAUUUUAGAGGGAGGCAAUGCCUUUUCAUGGUACAGAGAAGAUCAUAAAUUGUUUAGAAAUAUGAAGAAAUGGAAGCAGUUUGUCACUUGAACAUCAUAUCAAUUUCAGAUUAUUUCUGCUUAUUUUUCAUCCUUUUAAAAUGGAUUGUAUAUCUUCAUCACAGGAAUAAUGGAGAAUUUGAUUCAAUA
Messenger RNA from Cryptomeria japonica (Japanese cedar), 2164 nucleotides. RefSeq lists its product as uncharacterized. The coding region runs from base 57 to 1532 and encodes 491 amino acids. The transcript has a single exon. The record is from RefSeq and is a predicted model, not a curated record. NCBI's taxonomy places the organism in Eukaryota, Viridiplantae, Streptophyta, Pinopsida, Cupressales, Cupressaceae.